GGCUACCCUUCGGCUCCCUGCGGCUUCUCUCCGAGCCAGGAGCGGGCGCUCCGGUGUGACGUUGGCGGCGCGCCGCGAGUGACGUCAGCAGUGCGCCGUCGCCCCUUCCACUGUGAGGCCGGUCGCCAUGAACAGCGUGGGAGAGGCCUGCACCGACAUGAAGCGCGAGUACGACCAGUGCUUCAACCGCUGGUUCGCCGAGAAGUUCCUCAAGGGCGACGGCUCCGGGGACCCCUGCACCGACCUCUUCAAGCGCUACCAGCAGUGCGUGCAGAAAGCAAUAAAGGAGAAGGAGAUUCCCAUAGAAGGGCUGGAGUUCAUGGGCCAUAGCAAAGAAAAGUCAGGAAGCUCUUCAUGACCUUGGCAGCAGCCUUCAGGAUGACCUUUUCAACUACAGAAAUCAAGAAAUCAAAGACUGGUCUCUGAAGAGGACCAUGGAUUCAAGCUUAUUUACAAAAUAAGCAUGUUUUAUCAAGCAUGGAAUAACAACGUUUCUUCAGAUGCUCAGAAUGUAACUUGGUCUGCUGCGCUUGGAAUACGGUUGGCCUAUAAAUACAGGAGUCAGGAUGGCUAGGCUGUUCUGAACUCUAGAUCCCUGCUGCUAAAUAUUAAAUAAACGUUUGGGUUUGGGCUGGGUCCCCCCUGCCCCCCAGCACAUCUGAUGCUCUGGGGGGGGGUGACUCCAGUAUUUAAAUGGAACCAUUUAAAUCGAAUAAUGGUUAAAGAUGUGGAGCUGGCCAAAAAGGGCCUUUUAAGAGACAACUGCCUGCUUUUAAAAAGGAUUCAGCUGGAAUAAAAACAGGAAGUACUUGAAGGCUUCUAAGAAACCAUUUUGAGCUCCCAAAGUUUGGUACUAAUACUAAGCACAGAAAUUAAGGUGACUUCUAGUUUCCUAUAAAUCUUGUCAAUUUAGCUAUGAUGGUAUUAAAAAUGCAGAAAUCUGAUUUUCCUGAUUCAUGAGUGGUAAUAGUGACUAAAACAAAAAAAAAAGUGAUGGAAAAGGCAUCUCUCACAGCUGAGCUAUAUGAGGGAAGAGUUUACAGGACUUGAAUACUUGUACGUGGUUGAGAUGAAAGGAAUAGUUUGCUUUAUUUGCCCAUCAUGUUCUGUAACAUUUGAAAUCCCAGAAGUGGAAUAAAUAACUGCUUUUUGGUUUAGUUUCACUUUU
Dromiciops gliroides (monito del monte) is the source of this 1168-nucleotide messenger RNA. It is a transcript of the gene TRIAP1, whose product is annotated as TP53 regulated inhibitor of apoptosis 1. The transcript has 2 exons. Lineage: Eukaryota; Metazoa; Chordata; Mammalia; Microbiotheria; Microbiotheriidae. The record is from RefSeq and is a predicted model, not a curated record. Bases 128 to 358 code for a protein of 76 amino acids.